Acanthosepion pharaonis is the source of this 1518-nucleotide messenger RNA. The record is from the annotation of a GenBank genome assembly. Lineage: Eukaryota; Metazoa; Mollusca; Cephalopoda; Sepiida; Sepiidae.
AUGUCUCCUACUAGAAGGAAUAUGAUGUGGUGUCUUUGUGGUUAUAAACUUUUCUAUCAGAUGAAUUUUUUUAUUUAUGCUUUUAUUUUUUGUUUAAAUUCUUUAUGCUUUGAUCUUUCACUUUUUCUCUCUUUCUUUCUUAUUUUCUUCCUUCACUCUUUUCUGCUCCUUUUCUUUCUUCUCCUGUCUUUAUCAACCCUUCCUCACCUUUCCACUUACAUUUUGUGUUUUUCACUCCACAUUCUUCUUUCGUUGUUUUCCUUUAUUUUUUUUUUUUACUUUCUCUUUUCUGUCCUUCCUCCAUUACCGGCUUUCCUUUCUUGCUUAAAUCAUUUUUCUACUUAUUUAUCUUUCUGCUUUUACUCCAUUUUCUUUUUCUUACCUCUCAUUCCCUUUUUCGGAUCUACAAAUUUAUAUAUGCUUUCUUUUUUUAUCUUUUUUUCUUUUUUCUUUACCUGUUGCUCUCUUCAGCUCCAAUUUGCUAUUUCUGCCUCCUUUUCUUCAUAUUUUCAAAUCUCUAACUACCUGUAUCUGUUGCUUUCUCUAUUUUACCUUCUCCUCAUAUGUUUCUUUCUUUUUCUUUUCUACUUUAUCUUUCCCUCUUUUCUUAUCUCCUCUUUAUUUUUCCCAUCACACUUUUUCCUUUCUUUUCAUUUAUUUUCCCUCACAAUCUUUUUUUUCCUCUCUUUCCUUUAUUUUUCUUUCUUUUCCCCUCUUUCCUUUAUUUUUCUUUCUUUUCCCCUCUUUCCUUUAUUUUUCUUUCUUUUCCCCUCUUUCCUUUAUUUUUCUUUCUUUUCCCCUCUUUCCUUUAUUUUUCUUUCUUUUCCCCUCUUUCCUUUAUUUUUCUUUCUUUUCCACUCUUUCCUUUAUUUUUCUUUCUUUUCCCCUCUUUCCUUUAUUUUUCUUUCUUUUCCCUCUUUCCUUUAUUUUUCUUUCUUUUCCUCUCUUUCCUUUAUUUUUCUUUCUUUUCCCCUCUUUCCUUUACUUUUAUUUCUUUUCCCCUCUUUCCUUUAUUUUUAUUUCUUUUCCCCUCUUUCCUUUAUUUUUAUUUCUUUUCCCCUCUUUCCUUUAUUUUUAUUUCUUUUCCUUUCUUCUUUACUUUCAUUUAUUUUAUUUCUUUUCUCUUCCUUCAUUUAUUUCCUCCCUCUUCCUCUUUCUUUGCUUUUCUCCAUUUCCAACAUUUACUUUUCCACUCACACUUUAUUUUUCUUUAUUUUUUCAUUUAUUUCUUCUCAUAAUCUCUUUUCCUAUUUCCUUUCUUCUGUCUUCUCUUUGCCUUUCUCCUAUCCUUUAUUUUUCUUUCACUCUUUCUUUUCCUAUCCUUCACUUUUUUCUUUUCCUUUCUCUCUCUGUUUUUCCUCUAUUUACCUUUGCCUCUUUUUACUUGCAAGUCCCAUGAAAUAUGAAAAAAUUACCAAUGAUAAUUAUUAUAAUAACCUUGUUCAAUUUAAGAAUCCUGGCCUAUUACUUUUAAUCAGAGAAAGUGGGAUGGAAUUAAUGGUUUUCUUUGCAUCUUGA